CACCCCCAUCUGGUUCUCCUGCUUGUCUCUAGGCUGUUGUUCACUUGUUCUCGCUCUCUCAAGCUGAGCACAUCCAAGCAAAGCCAAGGGAAAGGUGCCUUUCCAAGGUGAAGAAGCAUGUAUCCGAGCUGCUCUCCUCUGACAGUGCCUCCGGGCUUCCGGUUCCACCCGACCGACGAGGAGCUCCUCUACUACUACCUGAGGAAGAAGGUCGCCUAUGAGCCCAUAGAUCUUGAUGUCAUUAGGGAGAUUGACCUCAACAAGCUUGAGCCUUGGGAUCUCAAAGAUCGCUGCAGGAUUGGGACAGGGCCUCAGGAUGAGUGGUACUUCUUCAGCCACAAGGACAAGAAGUACCCAACGGGGACACGCACGAACCGGGCCACGACGGCCGGGUUCUGGAAGGCGACGGGCCGGGACAAAGCCAUCUUCCUCGGCAACGCUGGGAGGAAGAUCGGCCUGAGGAAGACGCUGGUGUUCUACACCGGCAGGGCACCCCACGGCAAGAAGACUGACUGGAUCAUGCACGAGUACCGCCUCGACGAUGACAACGCCGAGGUGCCAAUAACGGAGGAAGGAUGGGUGGUGUGUAGGGUUUUCAUGAAGAAGAGCAUCCAGAGAGGCUUCGACCAGCAGGGCGUGGUGGCAGCCGGCGACGACGACGAGCUCCAGUCCUUCCACCACUCCCCCGGCGGCGCAACGCCGCCGGUGGACCAGAAGCUCGGCCUCCACCAGUUCAUGCACGGCUGCUUCCCCGCCUUCGACCCCUCCAUGCACCUUCCUCACCUCACGAGCGCGGAGGCGGCGCCGCUGGGCGCCCCAGCAUUUAUGUCCGGCACGCCGCCGGCUGCCGCCGUGAACCCGCUCGACAUGGGCUCCGCUCCCCACAACCUGGCGAAGCUGACAGCAUCCUGCCGCACUGCCGGCGACAUGCUGCUGAACGGCGCUGACCGCUUCGGCGCUGCCGGCGCCGACUGGUCGAUCCUCGACAAGCUGCUGGUGUCGCACCAGAACCUGGACCAGCUCUUCCAUGGCAAGUUGGGGGGAACAGGAUCAGCCGUAGGGGUGCCUCACCAUUAUCAUCAGCAGCAGCAGCUGAUGGGAAUGAGCGCGUCCACACUGCAGAGGCUGCCUCUCCAUUACCUUGGCUGCGAUGCAGCUGAUCUCAAGUUUUCCAUGUAGCUAGAUUGAACGAUGUGUCACCUGUUCCUGGAGAAGAUGACGGGAUCUCGUAAUUUUGGGUACGGUGGUCGAUCAAUUGGUGGAUCAGUUUCCUAUAUUGUUUUUUCUAAGGGAAAAGU
Molecule: messenger RNA, 1298 nt
Organism: Panicum hallii
Lineage: Eukaryota; Viridiplantae; Streptophyta; Magnoliopsida; Poales; Poaceae
Product: NAC domain-containing protein 76-like
Exons: 4
Coding region: 118-1179 (353 amino acids)
Biological process (GO): regulation of DNA-templated transcription
Molecular function (GO): DNA binding
Source: RefSeq, a predicted model, not a curated record